AUGGACUUUAGUUUAGCAACAGGGAAAAAUAGUUUAGUACUGAAUCUUACGAGGAACGACCACGCUAGGCUAGAUUUAAUCAUGUCAGAUGAAAGCGGUGAAAUCAACAAUGACUAUGCUUCUCGUUUCGCUGUGUAUUAUAGCGUUGAACAAGGGGCAUCUCUAUUGAUUGAAUGUGAGGCAAGUUACUGCUUUCUGCAUGGUACAAUAGAAAUAAAGGGAAUACAGUAUCAGAUCGAACAAGAUCAUUCAUCCGAAAACUUUCAACUACAUACUAUACGAAGAAAAGCACUUCCUAACCUGGAUGAACUGAUGAAGUCAGUCGGUGUAGUUUCGGACGAUGGUGAAGCAUAUGAAACGCCUUCAGAUGCCGGUCUCAGUAUUAGAAAACGACGUUCAGUGUCUGCGUUUCCUGACUGUGAUAUUAUUGAAGUUAAAGCCUUAGUAGACGACACAAUCUGGGAUUAUUACAAAGACAGAUACGGCGGGGACGAAACGAGAGCACUUGACGAAAUUUAUAAAUAUUUCACCAGCACUUUUGCUGAGGUGGACUAUAGGCUUCACUGUUUAACAGACUAUUUCACUCAUUACGAUGGGACAUGUGUCGUAAAAUGUCUUCGAGUCAUUUUAGUUGCGAUCGAGAUCACAAAGACUUCGUCUUGGACGGACGGCAAUUUUAAAACUGUAAGUGGGGUAACAUUUGUUAAGGGCCUGGACGGGUUGAGUGAUUGUGGCACUCUCAACGAAAACAUGGCUAACAGUCAAGACGGAUGGCAUCAUCUUUCCUGCUUUACCAGAGAAAACCUAGCCUUGUACUCGGGUAGCUGGGAUAACACUUACAGGACUGUGGCUAAACAAAACAAAAUGUGUAGCAGUAAUUUAAAGUAUAGAGUAGCAGUACACGAGGCAACUGGAGACGGUGUUGAUAUAACUGUUGCCCAUGCACUUCUGCGAACAAUCGGGGCAAGGGAUGAUGCAUCGCAGUCGUGCAGUCCAAACGGCUAUUUUCUAAUGCGAGAGCCAAAGGCAGACUGGCCGGAAAAUCCCGGCUUCUUUGGACAGAACUGGUAUUUGUCCGACUGUACGACAGAGGACAUAUGUAAUUACGUAAACGGAUUAAAUCCUAAUUGCAUGAGAGUUAGGGGAAACUUGGUUAAUGAGACAAUCUGGAAGGAAUGGGAGAAGACGCCUUUACCAGGAGAGAUACUGUCUGCUGACGAGCAAUGUAAAGUUAGGUGGGGCAAUGACUCGGUGCAGUGUGGGGAUCUUUACCCAGAAGAUAUGUGUGGACAGUAUAUCAGAUGCACAAGCACUUCACAUCAGGGUUGCGUGUGCAAACUGAAAGUUUCAUCAGAAACACCAUGUGGUUAUGCUAGGGUUUGUAAGAAAGGACAGUGUGUAUUUAUUAAGGACGUCCCACUGGGCGGUAAAUGUGAAUGUCACUCGCAGUGCGCCGGUAACAACACUGCCUGUGACCCGGACACAGGUCUGUGUGUGUGUAAAGAGGGCUUCUUUGAUAGUAAUGGUAUAGACGACGAGGGUGGAAACUGUACUGAAAAAUUUCCGCUCGAGGAGGAGUGUGAUGAAGAUGUACAAUGCAAGGAUCCAAAUGCUCUGUGUAUCAACGGUACCUGUAAAUGUCGUCCUUGUUACUAUAACAACAAUGGAAGAUGCGAAAAACAAAGCUGUUUAGGGAAAUCUUGUAAUGUGACUGCCCAGUGUAAAGGUGAAAAUACUGUGUGUGAUCCAGAACGUGACAUAUGCGUUUGUGAAACAGGAUUUUUCGUAGAUGACGAAGGCAAUUGUGUCACAGUGAACGGAACAAUCUGCGAUCCAUGCAUUCAACAACCGGACUCGUGUACUCAAGAUGGCACAACUUGCAGUGACAGGGGUUUCUGUGAGUGUUCUAACAACACGGUAGAAGUAAACGGCCAAUGCUUUGGAAUGGACAUUUGUGAGCCAUGUGAUCCUUCGGACUCAACAUGCGCCUCAGGGCUGGUUUGCAGCUCAAGUACAAACAGAUGUGAAUGUCCACCGGACCAAGUUCAGAUUGGAGACCAAUGCUAUGGGACACGUGUUGCUGAGCCGUGCACACCUGUACUACCAACAUGUGUAGACUACUUUGCUGAGUGUAAUGGUACAGUGUGCGAUUGUAAACCAGGAUACACGUGGAAUGGUUCCAUAUGUGUUGGAGAAGACCCAUGUGAUCCAUGUGAUCCGUCAACACCAGCAUGUGGCACCGGCCUUGUUUGUAAUCCUAACACGUACAGAUGCGAAUGUCCACCUGACGAAGUACAGAUUGGAGAUAACUGCUUUGGAAUCGACCUGUGUGAUCCAUGUGAUCCUGAAACAUCAUCGUGUGACUCCAGUCUAGUAUGCAACCCGGACACAUACAGAUGUGAAUGUCCAACAAAUCAAGUGCAAAUUGGAGAUAUAUGCUGUGGAUCUGAACUUUGUGAACCUUGUGAUCCGUCAGCGAACACCUGCAAUGCAAAUCUCGUCUGCAGCAGUAUCACGUACAGGUGCGAGUGUCCUACCAAUCAAGUACAGUAUGGAGACGCCUGCUACGGAACACUUGUCACAGAGGUAUGCACAACAGCAUUGGACACAUGUACGGACAAGUAUGCUGAUUGUAAUGGUACAAUAUGUGACUGCGUUGAUGGGUUUACUUGGAACGGUAGCAAAUGCGUUGGAGAAGCCAUAUGCGAUCCAUGUGAUCCUUUAACACCAUCAUGUGACAACAGUCUUGUGUGCAACCCGGACACAUACAAAUGUGAAUGUCCACCUGGCCUGGUACAAAUUGGAGCCUUCUGCUAUGGAACACGUGUAACAGAGGCUUGCACGACUGCUCUCGACACGUGUAUUGAUGACGAUGCUGGUUGCAAUGGUACAGUCUGUGACUGUUUGGAAGACUUCGUAUGGAAUGGAUCUAUAUGCAUUGGGAAUUAUUUGUGUGAUCCGUGUGAUCCUUCGACUACUUCAUGUGACUCCAAUCUUGUAUGUAACCCGAACACAUACAGAUGUGAAUGUCCAACUGAUCAAGUCCAGAUAGGAGAUGAAUGCUUUGGGAUAUCUUUGUGUGACCCAUGUGAUCCUUCAACACCAUCAUGUGACACCAGUCUUGUGUGCAACCCGAACACGUACAGAUGUGAAUGUCCGACUGAUCAAGUGCAGAUCGGAGAUGAAUGCUUUGGGAUAUCUUUGUGUGACCCAUGUGAUCCUUCAACACCAUCAUGUGACACCGGUCUUGAGUGCAACCCGAACACGUACAGAUGUGAAUGUCCGACUGAUCAAGUGCAGAUCGGAGAUGAAUGCUUUGGGUUAUGUUUGUGUGACCCAUGUGAUCCUUCAACACCAUCAUGUGACACCAGUCUUGUGUGCAACCCGAACACGUACAGAUGUGAAUGUCCGACUGAUCAAGUGCAGAUCGGAGAUGAAUGCUUUGGGAUAUCUUUGUGUGACCCAUGUGAUCCCUCAACACCAUCAUGUGACACCGGUCUUGAGUGCAACCCGAACACGUACAGAUGUGAAUGUCCGAGUGAUCAAGUGCAGAUCGGAGAUGAAUGCUUUGGAGAGGAUCUCUGUGACCCCUCAGAUUCCACAUGCUCCUCUCCACUCGUGUGUAGUUCAGACACAUACAGAUGCGAAUGCCCACCUGGUUAUGUACAGAUCGACGGUUCAUGUUAUGGGACGUUAGUGACAGAGGAGUGUACAACUACUCUUGACACGUGUGUUGAUAAAUACGCAGACUGCAAUGGAACAAUCUGUGACUGUAUUCCUGGCUUCUCGUGGAAUGGUUCUGAAUGCCUCGGACCAGAUUUGUGCGAUCCGUGUGACCCAUUACAAUCACCAUCUUCGUGUAACUCUGAAUUCGUAUGUAGUUCGGACACAUACCGAUGUGAAUGUCCACCCACUCAGGCGCAAGUUGGAGACCAAUGUGUUGGGACACGUGUUACUGAGCCAUGUACAACAACCCCUGACACAUGUACUGACAACUAUGCUGAGUGUAAUGGUACAGUCUGUGAUUGUGAGGCAGGCUUUAUAUGGAAUGGAUCAUAUUGUGUUGGACCAGACUUAUGUAACCCAUGUGAUCCCUUAACACUGUCUUGUGACGGCAGCCUCGUAUGCAGCUCUGACACAUACAGAUGUCAAUGUCCAUCCAAUGAAGUACAAAUUGGAAAUGACUGCUAUGGGACUCGUGUCACUGAAGCAUGCACGAAUGUCCUGGACACAUGCAUCGAUGAUAACGCUGGGUGUAAUGGUACAAUAUGUGAUUGUUUACCAGGAUUCACUUGGAAUGGGCUCUUAUGUGUCGGGUCAGAGCUAUGUGACCCCUGUGAUCCACAUGACUCCACCUGUACAUCUCCACUUGUUUGUAGUUCAACAACAGAUAGAUGCGAAUGUCCUACUGGCCAAGUUCAAAUAGGAGAUGCAUGCUACGGGACUCUUGUCACUGAGCCAUGCACAACUGCACUGCCCACAUGCGUAGAUUAUAAUGCUGAAUGCAACGGUACAGUAUGCGACUGUAUGCCGGGAUUCACAUGGAAUGGCACCAUGUGCUCUGGGGAAUAUCUCUGUGAACCAUGCGAUCCUUCUUUAUCUACAUGCCAGUCCGGUUUAGUAUGCAGUUCUAAUACAUACAGAUGUGAAUGUCCACCUGAUCAAGUACAGAUUGGAGAUAGCUGCUACGGAACACGUGUAACUGAGGUAUGCACGACAGCCAAUCCAACAUGCAUUGACAAUAAUGCUGAAUGUAAUGGUACUGUCUGUGACUGUGUAGAUGGAUUUUAUUGGAAUGGUUCUAAAUGUGUGGGUGAAAAUCUAUGUGAGCCAUGCGAUCCAUCAUCUUCCACGUGUGCAGCGCCACUUGUAUGCAGUUCAAGCACUUACAGAUGUGAAUGUCCGCCUGGUCAAGUACAAGUUGGAGAUGAAUGCUAUGGACGACUUGUGACAGAGAGUUGCACGAUUAUGCCGGAUACAUGUAUUGACGACAAUGCUGGAUGCAAUGGAACAAUAUGCGACUGUUUGAUGGGAUACGUGUGGAAUGGGUCGAAAUGCGUCGGAGACGAACUGUGUAACCCAUGUGAUGCUUCAACGCUAUUAUGUUCGGGCCAGCUCGUAUGUAGUUCAGACACGUACAGAUGUGAAUGUCCUACGAACCAAGUUCAGAUUGGAGAUGCAUGCUAUGGGACACUCGUUACUGAGGCAUGUACAACCGCGCUACCCACAUGUGUAGACUACAACGCCGAAUGUAAUGGUACAGUGUGUGACUGUAUACCCACAUUUAUAUGGAAUGGGUCUAUUUGUCUUGGACCGAACUUGUGGGAUCCAUGUGAUCCUUCAACACCAUCAUGUGACUCCAGUCUUGUAUGUAACCCGAACACAUACAGAUGUGAAUGCCCAGCCGAUCAAGUUCAAAUUGGAGAUAUGUGUUAUGGUUUAUACGUGACAGAAGCUUGUACAACUACUCUUGACACGUGUGUCGAUGAUUAUGCUGAUUGCAAUGGCACAAUAUGUGACUGUAAACCUGGAUUCACCUGGACUGGUUCUAAAUGCGUUGGAACAGACCUUUGUGACCCAUGUGACCCUUCAAUGUCUACUUGUUCAACACCACUGGUAUGUGGUAAUUCUUCAAACAGAUGUGAAUGUCCACCGGAUCAAGUUCAGAUCGGAGAGGAAUGCUAUGGAACACUUGUAACUGAGCCAUGCACAACCGUCCUUGACACCUGCAUAGACAACUUUGCCGAUUGCAAUGGUACAGUAUGUGAUUGUAUAUCGGGAUUAUCUUGGAAUGGAUCCAAAUGCGUUGGAGAGAAUCUCUGUGAGCCCUGUGACCCUUCAGAUUCCACGUGUUCCUCUCCACUCGUGUGUAGUUCAAACACGUACAGAUGUGAAUGUCCGCCUGAUGAAGUACAGAUUGGAGAUGCAUGUUGUUAG
Messenger RNA from Mercenaria mercenaria, 5937 nucleotides. Its product is annotated as neurogenic locus notch homolog protein 1-like. The record is from RefSeq and is a predicted model, not a curated record. Gene Ontology annotation, biological process: proteolysis. The transcript is spliced from 49 exons. Gene Ontology annotation, molecular function: metalloendopeptidase activity. NCBI's taxonomy places the organism in Eukaryota, Metazoa, Mollusca, Bivalvia, Venerida, Veneridae. Bases 1 to 5937 code for a protein of 1978 amino acids.